GGCAUUCACCCGUCGCAGCAGGAAGAUCACUUCUCCCCUCUUCAGGUUUAACUCUGCCUGGCCAUUCCCGCGAAAGUCAAACAUCGCCUGAGACGCAGAGAAGGAAGAGGCAAGUGAGUGAGAGAACAGAGGAACGAGAGACAGUGUGAAGCAGGUGGACUGAGCACAAAGAGUGAGCAAUGACGGCUGGCAGAAUGGUAAUGACCGAUCUCUUAAAGCCAGAGGAGAUCAAGAAAGCUCUUGAUGCCUUUGCAGCGGAAACCUUUGACCCUAAGAAGUUCUUUGAGAUGGUGGGAAUGAAGGCCAUGUCAGCUGAAAAUGUCAAGAAGGUCUUCCAGGUUCUGGACGUGGAUGGAAGCGGAUUCAUAGAGGAAGAGGAACUCAAGUUUGUACUGAAGGGAUUCUCAAACGAAGGCAGGGAUCUGACGGAUGCCGAGACAAAAGCAUUCCUCACAGCUGCAGACAAAGAUGGCGAUGGCAAAAUUGGCAUUGAUGAGUUUGAGACCUUGGUUCAUGAGUAGGGGGAGAGCUGAGACCCCCCUUCAUCCUCCGUCUCUUCGUUCCCGCAUUUGUAAACGCCCACCUUCCUACUCUUCCCACCUCCCUCUGGACCCCACUUUUUGGAGUCGGACCAGGCCUGUUCUCUUCCAAACAACAGUAACAGGCCCACUGGGAGUCACAAUGAAGAGAAUCAUACCGGCAGUGCAUCAGUUUCAUUAAUCCAUUUUUAUAUAUUUAUUUAACUCAACAUGCUGUACAGAUUUCAGAAUCAUCCCUGAUGACAAAUGAGGAUAAACUGUGGUAUAAAAACAGAUGGUAAUAGUGCUGUGGGUGCUGUAGAUGUUCAAGACUCCCAUAAUCUCAUUUUCUUUGCUCUGUCUUACAGAAGGUUGUGCAUUAUGUUUUCACUGAUUUUAUUUCUGGAUGUUCAUGCAUCAGUUCACUUUCUUCCCACCGCUCCUCCUCCUCCACCCUACCUGACCUUCCUCCUCUCACCUCUGUCCUUUCCUCCGCCUCCUCACUUCCAAACUCUGAUCAGAUAAUGUGGUUAAAAAAAAAAAACAUUCACAUAUAAGGAGAGCUGUAAAGAGAGAAGACACCAAUAAGAAAUGAUAAUAAAAACCAUUUGAGAUACCGUG
Messenger RNA from Cyprinodon tularosa, 1139 nucleotides. RefSeq names its product parvalbumin 7 (gene pvalb7). The record is from RefSeq and is a predicted model, not a curated record. The coding region runs from base 180 to 521 and encodes 113 amino acids. Lineage: Eukaryota; Metazoa; Chordata; Actinopteri; Cyprinodontiformes; Cyprinodontidae. The transcript has 5 exons. Gene Ontology annotation, cellular component: nucleus; cytoplasm. Gene Ontology annotation, molecular function: calcium ion binding.